Molecule: messenger RNA, 748 nt
Organism: Drosophila obscura
Lineage: Eukaryota; Metazoa; Arthropoda; Insecta; Diptera; Drosophilidae
Product: androgen-induced gene 1 protein
Exons: 1
Coding region: 20-742 (240 amino acids)
Cellular component (GO): endomembrane system; membrane
Source: RefSeq, a predicted model, not a curated record
CCCCAACCAGUACGUACCCAUGGAGCAGCGAGGCAACGUGUUGGUGCACGCGUGCAGGACGCGGCUGCUGCUGCUGCUGCACUUCGCCGCCUCGACGCACCUCGGCUACGCCGUCUACUACGAUUACAGGUACGCGCGGCUGCCGGAGCUGGCGGUGGAGCUGCGCCUGGAGGCGCCAAUGGGGGGCAAGUGGAAGUACAUCACCUUCCUGGGCGGCCUGCUUCAGCUCUGCUACUAUACGCUGGCCCUGGUCUGCGACGUCAUCCGUGUGCGGCGGCUGAGGCUGCUGCGCGACUACCUGCUGGCCAGCUUCGUGCUGCCCCUGGCCCUGACCGUCGGCCUGACCUUCUGGACGCUCUACGCCAUCAACAAGGAUGCGAUCUACCCCGGCCUGCUGGAGCUCAUCUAUCCCGUCUGGCUCAACCAGACAAUGCACACGUUCGUCGUGGUCUAUGCCCUCGUGGAGCUCUGCGUCACGCAGCACCGCUACCCGGCACGGAGCAAGGGCUUUGCCGGCCUGGGCGCCUUCAUGGCCGGCUAUCUGGCUGGGAUCCACUACGUCUGGCUGCGCACCGGCAUCUGGGCGUAUCCCUUUCUGGGCGCCCUGUCCGCGCCCCUGCGUCUCGUCUUCUUCGCGCUGAUCGUUCUCCUGAGCUUCGCCUACUAUCUGUUUGGGGAGCGAAUGAACGCCAUUCUGUGGCCGCGAAACUGCGGCCUGCGACGCCUUGGUAGCAGUGAAUAGUCGCCC